AAUAAAUAUGGGAAGGCUUUCUCAAAAUCUCAGAAAUUCAAAACCAACAAAGUUUAAAGCUCUUCUAGUCUUAGUCUUCUGAUCAUUACUAAUCAGUGCACAGGCCAGCUACACAGUCAAAGAUUUCCAUUCAAUAUGGCCAUGGCAGUAUAUUGGAGACGGAUUGUAUGAAGUUGAUAUAGGAAUUAGUCAAGGAACUAAAUCUGCAGACCGUAGUCUUCCUGACGGAGCUAUCGUGCUAGCAGUUGGUGAUAUUAAUGAUAGCAAACAUAAUGAUUUGAUCUCAAUGUCUGAUGACCAGAUGACAGUGACUGUUAGUUACUUCAACAAUGAUGAGUAUAACUUUGAUAAGCAAAAAGUAUUACCAACUGGAGACUGCAAGACCUCUGCAGCUUUUAUCAUUUCUAAUCUAAAUUACAGGAUUGCUCUGGUGUGUACUGAAGACCCCAACCAUGAUUAUGUCAAACUGUUUAAAAAUGAUGAUAAAUUUAGCUCCGAAACGCUUAGCAGUUUUAAGAUGAAAAAGGGCAGCCAACCACUCUUUAUUGAUAUCAAUAGCGAUACUUUCUUAGAUCUUGUCUAUAACCAAGAUGUUACCUCAAACAGCUUUGACAUUAGGGUAGCUCUUUAUAAUGAGGAUAAUGCGGGAUUUGAGACCAGUACACAAGGUCUGCUUGAAGAAUAUCUCUACGAAAACCCAUCACUUGGAUGUCAGAGUCUGCCUAAUAAAGAGCAGUUGAUCUUAGAGAGUCCAAACUUCUCAUCGAACAUUGAUGUCAAUAAUGACUGUGUCUCAGAUUUAUACCUUAAUGUUGUAAAUACUGCCGGAGAGUCUAAAGGAUUAAUGCUGAUAUCAACUAGGAUUAAGAAUAAUGCUCAGGAGUUUAGAAGAUAUUGCCUUGUUGAAGCAGAUAACCUUUCAUCGUCCAAGCUUAGUUCACCUGUUUUUGCAGAUUUUGAUAAAGACGCUUCUGUUGAUAAAGCAUUUUUCAAUACUGAGACGAACUCGAUUUAUGUUUAUUAUAACGAAAUGCAGGCUAAUGGUCCUAGCUCAAGUAGUUUGUGUAAAUCAAUGCCCCUUAUAGAAAAUUCAGAAUCAGAGACUGACUUUAAUUCUUACUCUCUCUUUGAGAAUGUUUUUGAUGUCAUUAGUAUUGGGUCAACCACUGGACUCUAUGCCAAUUCUUUAGUAUCAAACUUCAUUCCAGGACAGAUGAGAGUUGGUGAUAUUGAUAGUAAUGGGUUCCCAGAUAUUCUUAUAACAAAGACCACACCUGACGGAAAUCCUUCUACUACCAUACUGGUGAACACAGAAUGUACCACUCAAGAUUCAGCUUCUCCUACCAGUGAGCAGGAUACCAAAAAUGAGGAUUGUAAGAAAAGAACAUUCGAUACAUCUCAUGAUUACACUACAUUAACUGAUCAAAUUGAUACUUCACUCUACGCUUUCUUCCUUGAUUUUGAUGAUAAUGGCAGAGAAGAUAUCAUUCUUGUUGGAAUGGGAACAUCAGGAAAGACAGUUGCAAGAGCCUUCUAUAAUAACUAUGCAAGAGAUAGUUACUACAUCACAGCUACAUCCUACACAUCAAGCAGUAGCUCUUUCGGAAGCAAGGUAUAUGGAAGCACUUACAGAGGUAUUUACACUACCCUACAAGAUUCGAACAAAGUAUUUGUUUCCUUCCAGAAUGUUAGAAACUCAUAUGGCGCUUUGGAAGCUCCUGUUGCUACAUUUGCUAUCGGUCGUUCGAACAACUACAUUGAAGACUUCACCGCAACAUAUCCUAUCCAAAAGUACACUAAAGCCGGCGGGAAGGACAAACUUUCAGUAGAGGUGAACACUUGGACCCCUAUAAUCCCAAACUCACACUUGUUAGUAGACCUGAGUGCUAAAACCGCCAAUAAGUGGGGAAUUAAGCUGCUGAUUAACCCAACUGACAGCUUUAUCUUAGUCGGGAUAAUCCUCACUCUGAUCCUGAUUAUUAUCGGAGGAAUCAUUAUCUAUAUUCACAGGCAGGAAAAGAAGGAAGAUGACAAAGAGAGAAAUCCAGGAUUGGACUUCUUCUAAAUAAGUAUUGAGAUUUAAGUUUAGAUGUAUAGCUCAGUGAGGUCGUGGUGGCGAUGGAGAAGGUUUAGCUUAAAAUUUGGCAAUUUAGGGGAUGGGAAUGGGAUAGUAGGAGGUAAUGAGGGUAUAGGAUGGUUUGAGGUCUUAGUUUGUAUAUAUG
Molecule: messenger RNA, 2222 nt
Organism: Moneuplotes crassus
Lineage: Eukaryota; Ciliophora; Spirotrichea; Euplotida; Euplotidae
Source: the annotation of a GenBank genome assembly